UUACGUCGCCCCGCGGAGACAGUGAGAAAAACGGACAGCCUCGCUUUCCGUUUACAGCUCUGUGGUAAUAAGCACCCGAAUAUUGCCGUAAUAUUAAUCCAGGAAGUCGGGCUCUGGGUUUUGCUUUACGGUAGCCUUCAGCCGGAAGUGCUGGGCAGUGGUGUUGUUUACUGGGGGUAUCGUUUGUUCUUUGUUCUUGUUGGGUGGACGAGCAAGUCGGGCAGCCGCCAGUAGUAUCAUGGACCGGAAAAAGAAGCUGUUGGACGUUACGGUUGCCUCGUUGGUAGACUUGAAAGCUGAACUUUUCAGAAAACAGGAAGAAUUCAAAAAAGAAAAACUUCUGAAAGAUGCUGGAGCCCCUGUAAAACCUAAAGCAGUAAACAAGAAGCCAAGCAUCUGGACUAAACAAAAUAAAGGUGUUUCAGAUCGAGCUGAGAAAGAUGCUGAACAAAAGAUAGAAGAGCAACAAACAUUGGAUAAAUCAAGACAGAAACUAGAAGAGAAAGCACAGCUGUAUGAGAAAAUGAUAAAAGGAGAUUUUCCAGAUGAAGAAACUGAGGAUUUGUACCUUGUGGAUUUCACUCAGAAGAUCAUAGACAAACAGAGAGAAGUACAGGAACUAUGUGCAAAUGAAGCUGCUAGAAAGGCAGCAGAGAAGGAAAAUGAGGAAGAAGAGACACUUUCUGAAACAGAAAUUCCACCUCCACAGGACCCCACCGAAGAAUGGUUUGUGGUAGCAUUGUGGGUUGACUAUGUGGAUUCCUUGGGCCGAUCUAGACGCUGUAUGAAAAAAGAUUUGCCACAUCUGCUUCAAAUGGAUAAAGAGCUUCAGGGAAAGAGACAAAUGAUUGAAGGGAAAACUCUGUUGUCUGAAGAUAUGAGAAGGGAAUUUCAACGACAGCAGUGGGAAAGGGAGGAAGAAGAAGCCCUAAAGAAACCUAUGGGACCAAUACAUUACGAGGACAUUCGAGAAAAUGAGGCCAGACAGCUUGGUGUCGGUUACUUUGCCUUUGCCCGUGAUCAAGCUUUGAGAAGAAAACAAAUGGAAACUUUAGAAAUGCUAAGAGAGCAGACUACAGACCAGAGAACAAAACGUGAACAUUUAAAGGAAAAACGCAAGGCCAUUCUGGAAGCCAGACUCUCUAAGCUCCGAGCAAAAAAGCGAUUAAAAGAGGGGGACACAAAGGAAAAUGGAGAAGAAGAAGUUAAGCUGGCACCAGCUGAACCCAAACCUGCUGAAGUGCCAAGAGUUUCCACAGAGAAUAGAAAAGUGGAAGUGAUCAUUCAGGAAAGGAAAGAUACAAAACCUGGAGUGCCCUAUGUCAGAGAGUGGGAUAAAGGCAAAGAAUUUACUUUUGGACUCUGGUCAAAGAAGCAGGAAGAUCUCAGAAAUGAACGAGACCCAGAAUUUGCACCUCCAUCCGCUUACUUUAUGGGUCAAAAGAGAACUCGUGACUUUAAAAGCCAGAAUUGGAACAAGCAGGGAACCUCAUAUGAAAAAACAGAGCACCUGACAAAGAACCUGCCAUCCACAUCAGCUGAAACUCUUAGUAGCAACUCACAGGCCAAUCAGUUCCUAUCCACUCAGGCAUAUGACAGUGGCUUGCAAAAUCAGCCACCAGUUUACCAAAGUUUAGAUGAUAUGUUGUCAUACUAUAAACAAGUGACAUGAGCUUUUGAUGUACAGAGAUUAAAUAGAAAAAGGUAUUUGGGGUUCCAGUUUUCCUUUUGUUUUAAAGCUUAAGAGAAAAUGUGUUUUGGUAGGAUAGGUAUUGAAUGGCUUUGCCAUGAGAUGUAUGUAUUUUACUGCAACAACCAUGUUACUGUCAGUACUAACUUUAAAGGUUUCUGUUUUAAAAGUGAUAAUUACAUUUCUGUAGUGUUUUGAAUUUCUUGCCAUUUCCGCUGCAGUCAUCCCCCCCAAUACUAUGGCUGAGAUCCAAGACCUGUGAGAGUGAUGACUUUCUUUUUUAAAAAAAGCAUAUAUACUCAGAGUCACCGUGCAAUAUUGCAAACUGCUUUUAAAAGUCUCCUAAGUUUUUGAAGUGUAUACUAUUAUUUAGCAUGAAAGGCUGCUGUUUGAGAAACAACACACACAUUUUGCUUGGGCACAGAGAAUUAGUUGUCCAGUUCUUUGGAAACCAGCAUUAAAGUAGUUUAGUGACAACUUGUAGGGUGUGGUAAACAGCAUUCCAAUAAAAGUCUUCUAAAUUGUAAAACAUGUUUGCAUCAUGAUAGCGGACCAUUGUUCAUAUACAAAGAAUCUUUGUGCUAUAAAUUGAAUCCCAGUAAGAUUAGCAUAGUGGUGCUUUCUGCUGUCCAUUGUUCAUCUGGAUUUGUGCUAGCGCUGACAAAGUAAACAGUUCAUGUGAGUCAGUAUUAUCAGGAACUGUCAUUUUAAUAUAAUGGAGUGACUCAACAAUUUCUUGUUUUCAACUACGUGAACAGUUAUUGUGCUUUACUUAACUAUUUAAAGCUAUCCCUUUCUCUGGUGCAAUGCGACUACGAUGGAGGCUGGCAGCAAGGAUGUGUUUUCCAACUUUGCAGCAUCUAUUUCAGUUUGGGCUAUAAAGUUGAUGAAUGAUAUGGGGGCUCCAAAGUUUACAGUGGCUUUAAAAAAUAAGAGUAACACUCAAAUUA
Rhineura floridana is the source of this 2640-nucleotide messenger RNA. RefSeq names its product coiled-coil domain containing 174 (gene CCDC174). The record is from RefSeq and is a predicted model, not a curated record. The transcript is spliced from 11 exons. The coding region runs from base 239 to 1672 and encodes 477 amino acids. Lineage: Eukaryota; Metazoa; Chordata; Lepidosauria; Squamata; Rhineuridae. Gene Ontology annotation, cellular component: nucleus.